Molecule: messenger RNA, 2114 nt
Organism: Drosophila subobscura
Lineage: Eukaryota; Metazoa; Arthropoda; Insecta; Diptera; Drosophilidae
Exons: 2
Coding region: 1-1773 (590 amino acids)
Source: RefSeq, a predicted model, not a curated record
AUGUCGAUGCAGGAGUUGGUGUUACAAAAACAUUCGGGCUCUUAUUAUGCAGCCCAACCAAUCUCCUCCGAGCAACCGAAAAUCGAAUUUUCAACCAAAUCCUGCGAAAAUGGAUACAAAAAGCUAAAUAAAAAAGAUGACAGUCUGCCAAUUAACGGUCUGAAAUCAAAUGGAUUUUUGGUUUCUCGAUUAAAACAACAACCAAAUAUUUCCCCGACACUUCCUGUUCUAUUUCCACAUUUACCGAUGAAUGCAAAUUUAUACAUAAAUAGUCAACAUACUCAACUAUCAGAUCGAUAUUUAAAUAACAAAACCUCCCAAAAAGUCGAUACCAAUGAUGUCAAGGGAGCUAUUUCAAGCAGAUCCCUCCAUGCAGUCAAUCAAGUUUCAUCCAUGUCAUCAACAGUAAUUUUCAGCUGUGAGAAAUCAGAUAAUUUAAAUGGGUCCGAAUCAAAUGAAACAGAUGUUCUUAAAACCAAUUUAGAAUCUGAAACUCCAAAACAUCUCGGUACCUGCAGUGCCAAAAUUCACGACUCCCUUUCCCCAGUAUGCCUCACGAAAGGUAAUAGCAUAAAAAGAGGUACGGAUGAGCCAACACAGGUAUGUUAUCAACCAAAAAGUGUGCUUGGAAAGGAAAAAUCAGGACUAUGUUCCAAAACGACGAAUAAUAGAAAAAAAACCUCUCUAAAUGCCGUAAUGAUUUCUGAUGAAAACAAUAUCAAUUCCUUUAAGUACGGAGGCUCUCAAGUGAUAACCCCAUUUUUUAUAAAGCCAGACAAUCAAUUGACGUGUCAUGUUACUCAAAAUAUUAGCAAAUCCGAGCAAACUUCUCCAAAUAAUAUAGAAAUGGGUAAAGCUAAUUUUGUAUAUGAUUUGAGUCAUGAUCAAAAUACCAAGCAAAGAAGUACUGGCUGUUUGCUGUAUCCUUCGAAUCCAUGGAUUAGAAAACCCGAUAUUAACCACAAAGUUUCCUCUAAAGAAGAAAAACCUUUGCACCUAUUUCAAAAUAUCGAUCCAUGGGUCAAACGUGAAACGGACUGCCCAUUGGAACUAUCACGGUUUCAAACAGAAUAUGCCUGUCAAGAUAAACCAGUUUCUUACACUAAAAAUAUACCUUUUCCGGAAAUUAAUAAAACAAAAAAUUGUAUGCAACCAACAUUAAACAAUAUUAAAAAGGCUAAUGAUAAUCACGUUCUUUUGGAUAAGCCUGGGCUGCUGUUUGCCACAUUUUCUUCCCAAAACGGUUCAUAUUCAUAUAAAUUAAGUACAAAUUCCCAAACAAAAUCUGGAAGUUUUACACUGGAUAGAUUAGGGGAUAUCUCGAAUCCGCUGUCAAGCAAUGCCAGUAAAACAGUAAAUGAGAAUGAUGUUAGUUUUCCUUGUCGAAAUGGUCAAGAAAAAUUACAAAUUCACGCAGACAAUUUGCAAUCUAGACAUAGCUUUUCAUCAAUCUCUACCAAAUGUAAAGAAGAGUUACCCUUGAACAUUCGUAGACUUUCAGAGCAAAUCUAUAAGCCAUCACUAACUACAAUGGUUCCGUUGUCAAUAAGCGAUUUGGACAUACGUAAUAUCCCUGCUUCUGAAAAAGCGUCUAAUCCACAAAGCCUUUCGAUUGGAAUACACACACCAGAAUUGUUUCAUGGAAAUAAACAUAUUUCAGAGCAACAUGCGAGUUGCCAUAAAGACUUAAUAUCUUUAAAACUUUCCCCCAAAAAAGUAAAACCCUUUUCAAGUACUCAUAAACCGGAUACUUUGCUAGAAACCACCUGUUAAAAAAAUGUACUAAAUAAAUACAAGCCAAUUUUAAAGUGUAUCUACAUAAGCUCAUUUUGAUUUCAUAUACAUAUGUAUUUAUAGAACAUCUAAAACUUAUUGUGUAUCAAUUGAAUCCAAAUACAAAUAAACAAGAAUACAAGAUCUAUUUGUAGUAGUAAUUUACGAAUAAUAUAAGCUUAACAUUUUUACCGUAGUUUUGCAUUUAAAUAAGGUAACACGAAAACGACCCGUUAGAAUGGGGCUUUGUGUUAUAGACUUACAUAACUACAUUCUCAAACAUAUUCAUAUGUGUACUAAUGUAUUAUUUCAUAUUAAUAUUAUUUUCAAUACUGUUGUAA